GGUGGUGCUGAGGCGCUCGCGCUGCGCACGGACGGCAGAACCGCGCAGCCGGUACGUUGGGCGGUGUGGGAGCGGCGGGGACUGCACAGAAAAGACACGAAACGGGCCGAAAAACGCACCCCGGGGCACUGCCACGGGGGAAGGACACCGCUUCGGUGUGUGCCUCUACUUACCUGUAUGCAGCGCAGCAAUGGAAAGCCCCGUUUCGCUCAGCGCCCCGGGACCUGGCGGUGCUGCGGGGCGCCCGCAGCGGUACGGGCGGCGCUCACGCGGUGCACCCCCGCACGUGUCGGCACCGCAGAGGCUCUCGGAGCGCCGUACGGUGCCCUGCAGCCGCCCUGCGAGCCGCCCGGUGCAGCACAGCUGUACGGGGGUGCGCCCGCCCUGCAGCACGGCGCCUGGAAAUCCUCCGGGCGACCGCAGAGCUCAGUGUGGGAGCUCAGGGAGCGUCGUGGGGUGCCCCAGGGGGCGCUCUGGCAGCCUUGGAAGCUUGGUUGGGACAUUGGGAAGGCUGUGGGGCGCACCGAGGGACCAAAGAACCCCAACGAACCUGAGCCGACCUCAACAAAUCCAAUGGAAGAGCAGCGAACCCACGCGGACUUCAGCAACAAGCAGUGAACCUGCGCAGGCUUCAGCAAACCCCUCCUUUUGUUGCAUAUGUGAUCACUGUUGCAUGCUGCUACAGCCUCCCUUUGCUAACCUUGCAAUCCCCACGAAGACGUAUCCUUACAUCACCCCUCAGCAGUGACACCGGGAGACCUGCCCUUUUCUUCCCUACCUUUGAAGAUGUGCUGUUGAAUGCUGGAUGGAGGAUUGGCAGACCCCCGAACCACGAUGACGACGGCAGCCCCGCUGAUCAGCAGCACGCGGCUCCCACUGAAUGUGACCACGCGGUCCCAAGAGCUGAGCCUCUAUCAGAGUUCUGGAGCAAUCGUUGCUGCCAUCGUAGUAGGAGUAAUUGUUAUUUUUACAGUGGUUCUGCUCAUCCUGAAGGCAUAUAACAGACACAUGAGAGGGAAGCGGGAGCUGGAGCCCAAAAGCAGCAAAGGAACAGCACCUCCUCCUUUAGGGCAGAACAGCAGCAGCGCUACUCAGCAUUCCACAGUGACUUUCAUACCUAUCCACACACACAGCAGAUAACUGAACGCGUCCCUCCCUUUGAGAGAAGGGCUGGAGUUCUUAUCACGUGGAGAUGGGGCUGCUCUGAAAAGCGGUGCUGCGUUUGAAUGGUGAUGAGCUCUUGCUUUGUCUCUAUAUCCUAAUUUGUCCUGCUUUCUCUCUUUGGGAGGAAAACUGGAAGGUCUGGACGCUUUCCGUGUGAUGAGAAUCAAGUGGUGAAGGGAUACAAAGCGUGCGAAAUGCAAGGAGCCCUCCUUCACAGCUUUGGGUGUGGGAAGAUCAGAGAAGCCAAGCUAUUCGAUAGGAAAAGCCACGCACACUGAUUUUGCAGAGCUUUUGCUUGCUCGGAGUUUAAGCUUUUUCUAUCCUGCAAUGACUGGUGAUAAAUGGAAGGAAAAAUUGGACAUGCAAGCUGCGUGCAACUCAGGCUGUGCUUUGUUAAGGGUCACGUGAAGCAGGUUUGUAGUCUGUUCUAUACAUGGCGGGUAGUGUGGGAAGCAGGAAGACCAUAUUUAUCAUCACUCGUCUUUCACGUUUCUAACACCACGUCUGUAUGGCUGUAGACAGAAAAGAAUGACUUUUUUCCAAGUCUA
This is a messenger RNA of Gallus gallus (chicken), 1712 nucleotides long. RefSeq names its product non-compact myelin associated protein (gene NCMAP). The record is from RefSeq and is a predicted model, not a curated record. Gene Ontology annotation, cellular component: Schmidt-Lanterman incisure; plasma membrane; paranode region of axon. Gene Ontology annotation, molecular function: structural constituent of myelin sheath. The transcript is spliced from 4 exons. Lineage: Eukaryota; Metazoa; Chordata; Aves; Galliformes; Phasianidae. Gene Ontology annotation, biological process: regulation of myelination; peripheral nervous system myelin formation. Bases 799 to 1140 code for a protein of 113 amino acids.